AUGCGCUGGGACUCUGUCCGCCCCUUGAUGGACGGCGUUCCCAUCCAUGACGCUCCCUGCCGCAUGGCAUACGACCUUUGGGGCCACAAGGACCAAGGAAGCGCGGCGGCCACCCGAGAUUCAGGGAUUCAAUCGAUUAAAUACUCCGCGCGGCCGUUGCGAUUUUGCUCAGUGUUGCCGGAACCCGGUUCCGGGACUCAAGCUUUGAAGCUCGCGGGAUCCUGGGAGAAAGAGUCGAAAUACAUAACUACAAUCGUCGUUCAAUUCGACGCAGCCUUUAUGGAAUCAAGCUCUUCUGAAUCUCAGCAAAAAAAUCCGGGGGAAGCUCCCCUUGUUUCCUCCGCAAAACUAUUUUAG
Molecule: messenger RNA, 357 nt
Organism: Uncinocarpus reesii 1704
Lineage: Eukaryota; Fungi; Ascomycota; Eurotiomycetes; Onygenales; Onygenaceae
Exons: 2
Coding region: 1-357 (118 amino acids)
Source: RefSeq, a predicted model, not a curated record